AAAAAAGAUAUCCACUACAAGUGGAUUCACAACUUGAAUUUGCUAGGGAAAGGCAUCCACGAUGCAAGUGAAUUUUCAACACAUAUGACAUACUAGUGUAUUGGUGGCAUCAAUGGUUAGUGAAACCUCGAGGGUCUCCCUAAAAUUAGCUUGGCUAGAAGACCACCCCACCCCCUUCAUCCCUCUUCCAUUUUCCUCUUUAGGAAAAGUCAUUCAAAGAAGAGUUUGAAACUUUUUGAAAAUCCAUGCUAAACUAUUCCCUAAUAGUGCUUGAAUAUUAUUUUUAAGAGGUAGAUCUAGAAAACUUUAGAAAUACGAAAAUCUUGUCAGCUAUUCAAUUUUGAAAAACAAAAGAAAGGCAAAAGUUUCCAUUUCAUUUUCCAGAUUCCAAGAAGUAAUAAUAUGUGGGUCCCUGACUUUACCCUUUCAGACAUCCAAGCUGUCUUCCUCAAACCCUCAAGCUAACAUCACAUGUGCUUUUCUCCGUAGUACUCUGUAUCCACAGUGUCUGCUCAAUUCACACUAAAAACCAGAAGUAGCAAAGUUAAAAGUAAAAAACUGAAGAUCCCAAAGCUAAGGCUACCUAUUUCUGUCUAUAUUUUCACAUUACAUCACAACAAUUAUCACAUAACAAGAAAGCUUCAGAAAUAGUGUUGUAACCAAAUGUUCUCUGGAUUACCAAAUUAUUGUUAUCUCCUUUUCUUGAGUUUUCUUCUCUACUUGACAACAUUGUGUUUAGCAGGAGACCCUUAUAUACAUUAUGAGUGGACUGUUUCUUACAUUAAAGCUUCUCCUCUUGGAGUUAAGCAACAGGUGAUUGGAAUAAACGGUCAAUUUCCAGGACCCAUUCUCAAUGUCACUACUAACUGGAAUGUGGUUGUCAAUGUUAAAAAUGAUCUUGAUGAGCCUAUGCUUCUUACAUGGAAUGGCAUCCAGCAGAGAAAGGAUUCAUGGCAAGAUGGUGUAUCUGGCACAAAUUGUCCCAUUCCUGCUGGCUGGAAUUGGACAUAUGAAUUUCAGGUUAAAGAUCAGAUAGGCAGCUUCUUUUAUUUCCCUUCCUUACGCUUCCAGAGAGCUUCUGGUGGAUAUGGAGGGAUCACUAUAAACAACAGAAAUAUCAUUCCUCUGCCGUUUGCGGCACCAGAUGGGGACAUCACACUCUUUAUUGGUGACUGGUUUAUAAAGAGUCAUAAGGAACUCAGACAAGACAUCGAAAAUGGAGUUGCCCUUGGCGCUCCUGAUGGUAUCCUAUUCAAUGGACUAGGUCCCUACCGUUAUGAUAAUGCCCUUGUAUCAGGCGGUAUAUCCUACCUGACAGUGAAUGCAGAACCAGGCAAAACGUACCGCCUUCGAGUACACAAUGUUGGUGUUUCAACUAGCUUGAAUUUCAGAAUCCAAAAUCAUAACCUUCUUCUUGUGGAGACUGAAGGUUCAUACACAGUACAACAGAACUACACAAGCUUGGAUAUCCACGUCGGUCAAUCAUAUUCAUUCCUGGUCGCAAUGGAUCAAAAUGCCGGCAGUGAUUAUUACAUUGUUGCCAGUCCACGCUUUGUUAAUUCCUCUGAUUCAUCAAAGUCGGUAGGAGUCGCUGUCUUGCAUUACUCAAAUUCACAAGGACCUGCUUCAGGUCCUCUUCCAGACCCUCCUAAUGAAUCUGACCCAUAUUUCUCAAUGACUCAAGCGAAAUCCAUAAGAUGGAAUGUUUCUGCUAGUGCUGCACGGCCAAACCCCCAAGGAUCCUUCAAAUAUGGUGAAAUCACUGUGACUGAUGUGUUUGUCCUUCAUAAUAGGCCUGCAGAGCUAAUAGAGGGGAAGUGGCACACUACUCUCAGUGGUAUUUCAUACUUAGCACCAACAACACCUUUAAAUCUUGCUCAGCAAUUUAACAUCCCAGGUGUUUUCAAGCUUGACUUCCCCAAUAAAAUGAUGAACAGGCCAGCAAAAGUUGAUACGUCUGUAAUUAAUGGUACUUACAAAGCAUUCGUGGAAAUCAUAUUCCAAAACAAUGAUACAACUAUUCAGAACUAUCAUCUGGACGGCUAUGCCUUUUUUGUUGUCGGUAUGGACUACGGGGAAUGGACAGAGAAUAGUAGAAGCACCUACAACAAAUGGGAUGGUGUUGCUCGAUGCAAUACCCAGGUGUUUCCUGGUGCUUGGACUGCGAUUUUAGUCUUCCUAGACAAUCCUGGCAUUUGGAACUUACGUGCUCAAAACCUCGACUCAUGGUACCUUGGCCAAGAAACUUAUGUUAAUGUGGUGAAUCCGGAGACCCCAGAGCUUCCAGUUCCAGCAAACACCAUCUAUUGUGGUGCACUGGCACCUUUACAGAAUAUCUCAUUUGCAGGGACCAAGCUCGGAGAGUAAAUUUCUCUGGUGCAUCAUCAUUGACAAAAACAAUCAAGCUGAUCUUCAUAGGUUUUGUUGUAUCACUACUUGGGAGUUUUAUGAGGUAGCAAAUUGACCUGAAAGCAGCAGAGAAGUUGGAAAUUGCCACUGAAUGAGUCUUUGAGCUAACUGGUUUUCUUUUGUGGUUUGUAAUAUGUAAUUAGUUGAACCAUAUAUUUAGGUAUCUCCACGUUAACUGUGAAUCAAUUUGUGUUUCUUGUACGGUUUAAUAUUAGUCAAAUGUAUUUAAAGAAACAUUAUUCUUGGUA
Messenger RNA from Lycium barbarum (goji berry), 2657 nucleotides. RefSeq names its product monocopper oxidase-like protein SKU5. Gene Ontology annotation, molecular function: copper ion binding; oxidoreductase activity. The record is from RefSeq and is a predicted model, not a curated record. The transcript has 9 exons. NCBI's taxonomy places the organism in Eukaryota, Viridiplantae, Streptophyta, Magnoliopsida, Solanales, Solanaceae. The coding region runs from base 664 to 2367 and encodes 567 amino acids.